Saccharomyces mikatae IFO 1815 is the source of this 801-nucleotide messenger RNA. It is a transcript of the gene PRE4, whose product is annotated as proteasome core particle subunit beta 7. The record is from RefSeq and is a predicted model, not a curated record. Bases 1 to 801 code for a protein of 266 amino acids. Gene Ontology annotation, cellular component: proteasome core complex. Lineage: Eukaryota; Fungi; Ascomycota; Saccharomycetes; Saccharomycetales; Saccharomycetaceae. The transcript has a single exon.
AUGAAUCACGAUCCUUUUAGUUGGGGCAGGCCCGCAGAUUCCACCUAUGGAGCUUACAAUACACAAAUUGCCAACGCAGGCGUAUCUCCCAUGGCUAACACACAGCAACCAAUAGUUACAGGUACUUCCGUUAUAUCGAUGAAAUAUGACAAUGGGGUUAUUAUUGCAGCAGAUAACUUAGGAUCUUAUGGAUCUCUUCUAAGAUUCAAUGGCGUGGAAAGGCUUAUCCCUGUGGGUCAGAACACCGUUGUGGGUAUAUCAGGUGACAUUUCUGAUAUGCAACACAUUGAGAGGCUGUUAGAGGAUCUCGUUACUGAAAAUGCGUACGAUAAUCCUUUGGCUGAUUCUGAAGAAGCACUCGAGCCCAGCUAUAUCUUCGAAUAUCUAGCUACCGUUAUGUACCAACGAAGAUCUAAGAUGAAUCCACUUUGGAAUGCCAUUAUUGUUGCAGGUGUACAAUCUAACGGUGACCAAUUCUUAAGAUAUGUCAACCUUCUAGGCGUUACGUACUCGUCUCCCACUUUGGCCACAGGAUUUGGUGCACACAUGGCCAACCCACUAUUAAGAAAAGUUGUAGAUCGAGAAUCCGAUAUCCCGAAGACCACCGUACAAACUGCAGAAGAAGCAAUCAUAAAUGCGAUGAGAGUUCUUUAUUAUAGGGAUGCCCGCUCUUCCAGAAGCUUCUCGUUGGCCAUCAUUGACAAAAACACAGGUCUAACUUUCAAGAAGAACUUGCAAGUCGAAAAUAUGAAAUGGGAGUUUGCGAAGGAUAUCAAAGGCUACGGUACUCAAAAAGUUUAA